Exaiptasia diaphana is the source of this 1643-nucleotide messenger RNA. RefSeq lists its product as uncharacterized. The record is from RefSeq and is a predicted model, not a curated record. The transcript has 7 exons. Gene Ontology annotation, molecular function: oligosaccharide binding. NCBI's taxonomy places the organism in Eukaryota, Metazoa, Cnidaria, Anthozoa, Actiniaria, Aiptasiidae. Bases 497 to 1471 code for a protein of 324 amino acids.
GGACAAUUAAUUUUGUCAGCUACUGUCACGAUCAUGAUAUCACAUAAGCUCUAGUUGCAAUGCAAACAAGAACUCUAKAACACGCUGAAAUUAAUCUACGUCGGUGAACAAAGGAAGUAGGAAAAGUGGACGAAUUUAUAAGAAUAAUCAUUGAAGAUUAAUAAUUCUUUAUUCUUAUCCUUAAAACCAACCUGCUAAAAGAAAAACAUAGUCCCACUAUAAUUAAAAAGCAAUUUAUGUGCCUGAUUUAAUCCACUCCCUGAACACUGAUGUCAUAUAUGUGAUACGUUUGAGAAUCUAAUUGGACAACAAUUAUUGCAUCAACACAAUCAUAGACUGAAUGGCUAAUAUGUGAAGUGAACUUCCUUGAUACGAUAAAACUAUAGCAGAAGGUAUAAAAACAAGACCUGCAGUCCCUAGUUCGCCACUGUUGCACUUCCCUAUCUUCUGAAUUGAACGAAAAUUAAGAUCAAACUGUAGUCAUACUUGGUCAAGUAUGGUGGCUAAGAUUUUGCUUCUUCUCGUUGUGCCGUGUUUUCUCUUUAUGCAGACAUAUGCUACAACAAGAGUGCUGAUCGUUGGUAAAGUGAUGCUUCAAGUUGAAGGUUGCCACGAAGUUCGAGCAUGCUCUACAAGACUUAGAAAUCCAGUCAGCAAGAGAGAUGUGUUCGCUAACUACUACAAUAACCAGCAGCACUGGGUGUCGUUGAAAGGAGAUGUGAUAAUCAAAGGAUGUUACGUCGUAAGAAACUGUCGCCAUGGCCAUCUUGGUUCGAUGGGAAAUCCUGCUUCAUCAUGCAAAGCCAUUAAGAAUGAUCGAAAGUCAGCCAAAAGUGGCGUUUACUACAUCAAGACACACCGAACAGUGACCAAGGUGUACUGCUACAUGGAGGAUAUCUCUGGGUGUGGUGGGGGUGGAUGGACUACCAUUAUGAAAACAAAUGGMAACAAGAAAACGUUCCCGUAUUCAUCUGCCUUUUGGUCCAAUAAAAAGUCUUAUAAACUGACCAAUGGCCAAUCAGGCGUCGAUGAUAAAGAAACCAAACUCCCCACCUACUGGACCCUGCCUUUUAAAAGUCUAUGUCUUGGAAUGAAGACCGCUGGCCAGAAGAACCCGAGAUGGAUUCGAUUGGACUACAAGGCAAGUUCGCUGUACUCUGUGAUCGCAGACGGUAAAUACCGUCAAGUCUCCAUCGGCCGAAAAAAAUGGAUGUCACUGAUCGCGGGCUCAUCAUUGCAGACGAACUGUAACAAAGAAGGAUUUAAUGUCAUCUCUAACUAUAAAACGGGUUAUUUUUCAAUUGUUAGAAUUGGGAUAAGUUCAAAUAACGAAAAUGACUGUAAGACAAACGAUUCGCACCUUGGAUUUGGUGGGGAUAAUUAUAAGACUAAUUGCCGUGCUGGUAAAAUAUCCACCGGCAACUGCGCGAAGAAGAAUCACCCAGCUUAUGGUUAUAUCUUAGCUCAGUAGUCCCUCGUCCUUACAUGCAAACGCACGGCGCAGAUAAAACCUAAAAAUUAUAAAAAUAUUGUAUAAGAAAAAAUGUAGUUCAAAAGAGACUUAGUACGUAGUCUUCUCUUUGAAUCAGAAGUAAAAGUUAAUGAAGAUCGCAAAAGAAAAUAAAGAGCAUUGGAAAAUUUGA